CACAGCCGAAAUUUUGUGUGUUUCAACUUUUAGUUCCGAGUCUUUGACUUUUUGUAUCAUCGCGAACUCCAUUUUGUCUCGCCGCUGAGUCUUAUCGAUAAUUUCGAGCUAUCGAUAAGUUGGUGUGUGUGUGUGUGUGUGUGUGUGUGUGUUCGAGCGGUCCAGCUCGUUCUCAGAUCAUCGCUUCAGUCACGUUGUGAACGCCAUGAUGUGUGGUACAGUGGUUGUGGUCCUCUGCGCUUUCGCAGUGAUGCCAAUCCUCGCACUCAACUUUACCUACGAAACCAAGUACCUGGAUGUACCCGUCGAUCAUUUCAGCUUCGCAAGCAACGUCACGUUCCGGCUUCGAUACCUGGUGAACGCAACGCACUGGCGCAAACACGAGGGGAGACCCAUAUUCUUCUACACGGGCAACGAGGGGGACAUCGAGAUGUUCGCGCAGAACACGGGCUUCAUGUGGGAGACAGCUCCUGAGUUCAGGGCUUUGAUCGUGUUUGCAGAGCAUCGUUACUAUGGACAAUCACUGCCAUUUGGAAACAAUUCUUACUCAGAACCAAAGUACUUGGGCUACUUGACGUCUGAGCAGGCCCUGGCAGACUAUGCCCUGGUGAUUGCACACCUGCAGAAGGAUCAGGAUCGUCGCAGCCCUGUCAUUGCGUUUGGUGGAUCAUAUGGUGGCAUGCUGGCUGCAUACUUCAGGAUGAAGUACCCCCAUGUGGUGGCAGGGGCAAUUGCAGCAUCAGCACCGAUCUUCCAGUUCUCAGAGCUGACUCCCUGUGAAGCGUUUUCACGCAUUGUCACUGCGGACUACAACAGUGCCUCUGCUGAAUGUGCGGCUUCCAUCCGUAAAUCCUGGGCGGCGAUUAACAAUGUCACCAAAACUGACGCAGGAAAGUCUUGGUUGUCAACAAUGUGGAAGCUGUGCAAACCGCUGAAGACAUUGCAUGAUGUGAAGGACUUGAAGGGCUGGCUGUCAGAUGUCUACACAAACCUCGCCAUGAUCAACUACCCAUAUGCAACAAACUUCCUGGCACCAGUACCUGCCAAUCCCAUCUCAGUGAUGUGUUCUCAUCUGCCCAACUCAUCACUUACCGAUAAACUUCUUGUGAAGUCACUCUUCAAAGCAGUCAGCAUUUACUUCAACUACACAGGCAGCAGCAAAUGUCUUAAUAUAGAGACUGAAGCUAGCUCCAAUCUUGGAGACCUUGGCUGGGACUUCCAGGCCUGUACAGAAAUGGUGAUGCCAAUGUGCUCAGAUGGACACAAUGACAUGUUCGAAGUUCAGAUAUGGGACUUCGCAAAGUAUUCAGAAACAUGCUACAAGAAGUGGAAGGUUCGACCAGAUGAGAAGCGUGCCGUCAGAUUCUACGGUGGCAAGGACAUUUCUACGGCUACAAACAUCGUGUUCAGCAAUGGACUGUUGGACCCAUGGUCAAGUGGAGGUGUGCUGUAUAACGUAUCAAAUUCAACCGUUGCUGUCAUCAUACCUGAGGGGGCACACCAUCUGGAUCUGAGAGAGAGCAACCCUGCUGAUCCUGUCUCUGUUCGCACAGCACGUAAAUUUCACCGCAAAUUUAUACGCCUUUGGCUUCGUAACUAUAGGCUUCCUGCAUGAAUGUGUAGAGUUGGUUCACAGUGGUUGAUUCCAGUUUGCACAGGUGAUAAUUCUGAAAGUGGUACCAGUCUAAACUCAGCAAAGUAUAGAAAAUCAUGCAUACAAACAACACGCUGCACGGUAUGAAAGGUUUUAAGAUCAGUGAAGUAUCCUGAUAUGUUAUUUUGAUCAUGUUUUGUAUUUGUGGCUCCUGUAAAUCUUUAUGUUCCAUACGAGACAAUCUAAGUAACUGUUCCUUCUGAGCGAGGACCACGUACAUAAGUUUGUGAAAUUUUGUCUCUUACUCUAAUGAAACAAAAUGAAUCAAGUGCUAUGGAUAAGAUGAGUAGCAGGGGAACUGAAAAGCAUCUCUGUGCUUCUGGUACUGACAUCAUAAUUAAUCAGUAACACAAGAUAGGCUAGGCAUGUAGUAGGAAUGGGAAAAUCAAAUAUGCAGGCAGCAUAUUGUUAGGGAUUUUUCUUAAUAGAAAAGAGCACAAAUGGGAGAACAAAAUUAAAAUUGUUGUUACUGAAUUAAGAAGCGCUUAAGUGGCUGUCGCCACAAAGGAGGAGGUCCAAAUAGUAGUAGUUGUUGCUGUAGUAGUAGUAGUAGUAGCAGCAGUAGCAGUAGCAGCAGUAGCAGUAGCAGUAGCAGUAUCAUUGUUAGUAGUAUGGUGAAACAUAUUGUAAACAGAACCUGCAUUGAACAGAAUUCCAUCUGUCAUGGAAAAAUUCUUCAGUCUUCACAACUGACAGAAAAUUAAAGUUAACUUACCUUUAUUAAAGUGAAAUUGUUUAGCAUCAUCAAAACUGAAUGUGCAUUUUUGUAAAUCAAUCAACAUUUUUGAAUGGGAAUGAGGUGUUCUUCAUAGCAUAUGUAGUCAUCAGGUAUCUCUGUCCAGGCUUCACUACCUUAUGCCAGUACAGGUCUUGCCACAUUUUUAUGUAUCUAUGAUGUUUUUCAUUGUACGUAUUGCAUUAAAUAUACACCACACUGAAAGACAGCUCCCUUAAAAUUUGUAGAUAUUAAUGGAAUCUAUUUUAUGUGCAAAAUUUGAUAUUAUUUGAACCGAAUAUUACAAAAUAUGUACUGAAGAACAUAAGAAAGAAAUUCAGCGUGCAAGAUUCUGUUUAGAAUUGUGAUACCAUAUUUCAGAUAAAUGAUUUGAUUAGUUUUAGAGAUAUGGAUAGCCAGACAUUACCUCCCCAUAAAGCCUUCAUUUUGCGCACUGUCUAGAGAACAUUACAAGUCUUGUGUAUAAAAUUACUAAUUCAUAUGCCAGUUUUAACACUUCUGAUACAAAUCAUGCAUAAAAUUUUUUAUUUAUCUCUAAAUUCUUUGAACAACAAUAAUAUACAAAGUAACAGCAUUCAAUUUUCAUGUAAAUAUGACACAUAAGUUAGAACAGUCUGCAACACUGAACACAGAAUUAAUGCAUCAGUUUUCAGUUCAAACAUAAAACACAUAAAUGAAUUAAAUAAAAAUGUAUCUGUAAUGGA
Molecule: messenger RNA, 3094 nt
Organism: Zootermopsis nevadensis
Lineage: Eukaryota; Metazoa; Arthropoda; Insecta; Blattodea; Termopsidae
Product: lysosomal Pro-X carboxypeptidase
Biological process (GO): proteolysis
Molecular function (GO): serine-type exopeptidase activity; dipeptidyl-peptidase activity
Source: RefSeq, a predicted model, not a curated record